Nematostella vectensis (starlet sea anemone) is the source of this 1766-nucleotide messenger RNA. RefSeq lists its product as uncharacterized. NCBI's taxonomy places the organism in Eukaryota, Metazoa, Cnidaria, Anthozoa, Actiniaria, Edwardsiidae. Bases 70 to 855 code for a protein of 261 amino acids. The transcript is spliced from 2 exons. Gene Ontology annotation, biological process: regulation of transcription by RNA polymerase II. The record is from RefSeq and is a predicted model, not a curated record. Gene Ontology annotation, cellular component: nucleus. Gene Ontology annotation, molecular function: RNA polymerase II cis-regulatory region sequence-specific DNA binding; DNA-binding transcription factor activity, RNA polymerase II-specific.
CGGAUUCGCAACAAUGCCUUUCUUGUUUUAAACCGUAGCUCGCUGGCUUGUUGCUAUUAAAGACGAUCCAUGAUCUGGCGUGCACCACAAAGGCAAAAUAUGUACGAGAUACCAAGAUCUGUUAACCUAUGUCUUCUGCACUUUGGAAACCACAGAUCUUUAAUCCACUUUCCUGAUCAGACUUAUCGCGAAGGGGACUUUGAACAAAAAGCGCAACUCAGGUCUGGUAACAGCGGAAGAGUAGAAGACAAUAGAGAUUGGAUUAACGGCAGUAGCAAGUGUGCUACGAAAGAUAGCUCAAGAAAAAGAAAAUGCAGUAGUUUAGAUAACAAUGAGGUCAUCAGCGAUGCAAAACUGACGCAGGAUGAACAACAUAGUACGAACGAUUUCAGAAAAAAGAUAAAAAUUGAACACUCUGCUGAAUCCCCAAAUGGCGCCAAAGACACACCGGAUGCCUGUCUCUCUUUUCAAAAACCCACAGUUCAGAGACAUAUCAAGGGAAAAGCGCGAAACAAAGGCAAAUCGGAGUUUCAAGUUGGUGGCUUCAAGGGAAGAGCGUCUAAAAAGCAGAAUCCUUGGGGAAGCGAAUCGUACUCUGAAAUGAUCUCUAAGGCUAUCAUGUCAUGUCCCUCGCAGGAGGCAACACUACACACUAUCUAUGAGUGGAUAGUGAAUAAUGUGUCUUACUUUGCAGACAAGGCAGAUUACCCCUCAACACACGGCUGGAAGAAUGCUAUUCGCCAUACGCUAUCCAUAAGGAAACGUUUCACAAGGAUUAUAGACAUUUCCAGUCCGCACUCGUCAUUAUGGACUUUCACGCACAAGGCUAUUAGCAAUAGAGUAAUACUUAGAUGAUGAAAACAUUCACGCACAAGGCUAUUAGCAAUAGAGUAAUAUUUAGAUGAUAAAAACAUUUACGCACAAGGCUAUCAGCAAUAGAAUAAUGCUUAGAUGAUAAAAACAUUCACACACAAGGCUGUCAGUGAUAGAUUAAUCCUUAGAUGAUAAAAAAAAAACAUUCACACACAAGGCUAUAAGCAAUAGAGUAAUAAUUAGAUGAUAAAAACAUUCACACACAAGGCUGAAGGCGAAGUGAAUUUAGUGGUGAAUAGUCCCCGAGACGCGCAGCGGGAAACACAGGGUUGCACAGGGAGUUGGAGGCCGAUUUUGCGCGUUCAUACAUUAUAAUGUAGAUUUAUUGUAGGUUAACAUGCUAUUUUGACGUUUUGAAGUUUGAUAACUUCGGGCGUAAAAAGGAACUUUUCGAUGGUCAUUCUACAAAUCGACUCAUUAUUCUGAGUUUUAGCGGUGAAUACUGUCCAUUUUUCCGAGAUAGCGAACCAAUCACAACCCGCCAUGUAUACCGUCUACUAAAUGCAAUGAUGUGCGGGUAUGCACAUGAUUAUUGAACUUUUUAUUUCCUUUUUCCAAACGGCUGGCCCGUGUGGAACUUAUUUAUAAGCCUCAAAGUGUAUUAUGUGUAAGUACAAGAAGUGUGGUAAUCUCACCACCAGCUACUAUCUAAAAUAUCUUGUAUGAUUUUUGUGAAAUAUUCACUUGCAAUUCUCAAAUCGCUUUUUAGUGUUCCAAAAGGUGUAUUUUCCUACUUUAUUUUCCAAAUAAUGACUGUAUAUUCAUAGAAUGUGUUAUGUUAUUUCCAAGCAAUGUUGAAAUCACUCACGUGAAACAGUUGUUUAGAGUUAUAGGGAAAAAUGGAAGUUAUAUCAUGUAAGAUGUACUUUUAGUAAACGAUAGCCAUAACUCCA